Danaus chrysippus (African queen) is the source of this 834-nucleotide messenger RNA. NCBI's taxonomy places the organism in Eukaryota, Metazoa, Arthropoda, Insecta, Lepidoptera, Nymphalidae. The record is from the annotation of a GenBank genome assembly.
AUGAAUAAAUUGCAAAAACAUCAAGAGAGCAAUGGACUACCGAGCCCGUACCAAUAUAAGUUCGCAAAAUACCAGGGUAUUAUGAAAUACAUUUUAAUUUGGACAAUGUUCAAUGACACAGAAAAUAAAAUUGGUGAAGGACAAAAACCUUUUAUAGAUCGUGAUUGCAGAUACGUGAAUUGUUAUUUGACGACCAAGAAGGAUUUUCUUAAUGAUGAUAUCACCAAUUUUAAUGCAAUAGUAUUUGAUAUAAACAAGAUCAAGAUGUGGAAAAAGACAUUCUUUCCAAAGCAGAGGUCUGAUGAGCAAAAAUAUAUUUUCUACAGCGACGUUUCCUCUGACGAAGUGCCUAUAUGUAAUAUAAAUAUGGAUAAUUAUUUUAAUUGGACUUGGACGUACAAAAUUAAUUCGGAUAUUGUAAGUCCCUUUAUUGAAGUUAAGGACUUAAAAGGUAAUGUUGUUGCUCCCAGAUCAGUGGUGAAUUGGAAUUCUAAUAUGACAAUAUUAAAUGAAGAAGAAAAAAAGCAUUUGAAGCAAAAGAAAAAAGCAAUGGCUUGGGUUGUUACGAAAUGCCACACCAGAAAUAACAGAUUAUUGCUGGCUAGAAGAUUGAGGCGAGGUUUUGAACAAAAUGGUUUAAUAUUUGAUAUAUAUGGAUGUGGUCAUAAGAACUGUCCUAAAGGAGGAUGUAUGGAAGCUAUUGAAAGGGAGUAUUAUUUCUACUUUGUCCCUGAAGACAGCUUUGAUGAAGAUUAUGUAACUGAUGAGGUACUGACAGCUUACCAUCAUCAUGCUGUACCUGUUGUUUUGGGUGGAGCCAAUUAUCGAAGGUAA